Molecule: messenger RNA, 606 nt
Organism: Penicillium digitatum Pd1
Lineage: Eukaryota; Fungi; Ascomycota; Eurotiomycetes; Eurotiales; Aspergillaceae
Source: RefSeq, a predicted model, not a curated record
AUGACGUUCCGCGAGAAGGUCAAGCGGGUGUUCCGCUCCUCCAAAAAUACUGCGAAGCCCAAGAUCGAAUAUUACAGACGACACGAGUGUCCUCCCUCGAAGUUUCGUGGUCCAUUCGAUCGUGCUCACCAGAAGAGCCUAGCCGCGUGGUCCUUCCAGGGGGCGAUGGUCGAACGACCUCGUUCAUUUGAAGUCUCCCUGUCGCCUUUCGCCACAUGUGAAGGAUCCGACGGUUACUCCGGCCCAUCCGAAUCUGACAACUCGGUGUCCCCGGAGGAUGUGGAUCCAGUUUCCUCCAAUCCCGAGAUCCCUGCUGAAUCAUCGCCACGCGGCCCUGGCUCCGGUUCUCAGUCCUCUACCAUCGUCGACCCCUCUAGCUAUAAUGGCUCAAUGAUGACCCUCAUCAACGAAGGCUCUAUCUACGAGAUCCCAGAAGAUUCAAAGGACCCCAAGUUCUUCCUCAAGGAGUCCAUUCGCUACUCAUCCCCCCUCGUCCAUGCUAUCUCGCCCGCUCUAACUCCGUGCGUUAUCUCCGCCCGGAAGCACCUUCCUUUCGCCCCCGAGGAUCUCGCCCGCGCCUUGAUCGCCAUUCAGGUCUGCGCUUGA